Messenger RNA from Parathielavia appendiculata, 1539 nucleotides. RefSeq lists its product as uncharacterized. Gene Ontology annotation, molecular function: protein binding. The record is from RefSeq and is a predicted model, not a curated record. The coding region runs from base 1 to 1539 and encodes 512 amino acids. Gene Ontology annotation, cellular component: Cul4-RING E3 ubiquitin ligase complex. NCBI's taxonomy places the organism in Eukaryota, Fungi, Ascomycota, Sordariomycetes, Sordariales, Chaetomiaceae. The transcript is spliced from 4 exons.
AUGAAUAGAGAAAUACCGGGCUUUUACUUCGACAGCGCCAAGCGCAAGUACUUCCGCAUCGAGGAUAGCCGGACGGCUCCCGCCGAGGCGGCCUGGUCGGCGCAGAAUGUGAAGCGGAGGGCAGUGCAGCUGAAGGAGGAGAAGAAGAGACAAGAGAGGGAGGAGCGCGCCGCGCGGAGGGUCAAGAGGGCGCGGGUGAGGGGUGUGCCGUCCCUUGGGGGGCUAUUGGCGAGGGAGACCGGGGAAACGGGUGCCGGUGCCAUGCCUGCGGCGGGAGAAGAGGUCGUCCGGGCAUGGACUGGCGGGUUGAAGGGGAAGGGGUCCGUGACCCCCUGGCCGUGGGUGGAUGAUGGCAUGAUUACAGGUUUAUGGGUAGGGGGCAGCGGCGAGCAGGCUGGGCCGGGCGUCCUAUUCGCAUGCGGCGUUGGAGACUGCGUGGCUGGAUCGUGGGUCCCGCGGGACGUAGACGACAAGAUCGACUUGGGUUACGAACCAGCCACGUGGUUUCUGGCUCCGGAUGUAACCGCCCUCAAAUUCCAUGACACUUCCUGCAGUCUCCUUCUGGCAUGGGAGCACGGCGGAAGCAUCGGCAUCAAGCGCUAUGCUCCACAGCCGUCAGAUACGAAUAAUCCAAGCCCAGCGUUCCUGGUGAACCGCAGUAUGUCUCCUGAACCGGCUCUGAAUCCAUUUGACUCGUCACUCGGAGCCAGCACCGCCAGCACCAUCCACGCGCUCGAACCAGCCCCGCAAGGCUCACGACUGACCUGCAUAGCCGGCACCGACCAAGGAAUCAUCAGACUCCAAGACGACAAGCUAGACUGGCUCACCCCAUCCCCUCCACCGCGCUCCCACCCCAACCAGCGCCGAAAACAAGGCCGUCCCGGCCCAUCCCAACUCCCCUGGCAAGGCGACAUCCUCUCGGUCGACUUCGCCCACCACAACCCGACCGAAGUGAUCCUCGCCGGCACCCGAUCAAGCCACAUCUGCCUCCUAGACCUGCGGGUGCCCGUCCGCGAAUGGACCGCCCGAUCCACCACCUUCACCCACAUCAGCAGCGUGGCCCGCCUCAGAUCCGUCGGGCCGCACGAGAUUCUCGCCGCGGGCCCGCGCAACGCCAUGGCCAUCUACGAUAUCCGCUUCCUACGACAAGCAUCACCACCACCACCACCACCAUCCCUAUCACGAACCUACCAACAAACCAAACAAGAGGGUGCCCACCACCCAUGGCGGAGCAACGCCACCCGGCCGAUCGUGGAAUUCCCCGCGUACCGCAACGCAGCACACAUCCACACGGGACUGGACGUGCUGGCGGAGCCGGGGUACGGCAGCCGGGGUAUCGUGGCGGCGGCGCACGACGACGAGACGGUGGGGCUGUACUCGCUGCUGGACGGGACACGGAUUCCCGGCGGCGCAGUCGACUCGAUCAAGGCCGGGGCGGUUGUCCGCAGCAUGAUGUGGGCGACGCUGCCGGGGGAUCGGCACCCGGGCUUGUUCGUCGGGGAGGGGACCUGUGUGAAAAAGUACUCUUUUUGGGCGUAA